Messenger RNA from Scleropages formosus (Asian bonytongue), 5339 nucleotides. Its product is annotated as disintegrin and metalloproteinase domain-containing protein 10-like. The record is from RefSeq and is a predicted model, not a curated record. The transcript has 16 exons. Gene Ontology annotation, cellular component: synaptic membrane; plasma membrane. Gene Ontology annotation, molecular function: metalloendopeptidase activity involved in amyloid precursor protein catabolic process. NCBI's taxonomy places the organism in Eukaryota, Metazoa, Chordata, Actinopteri, Osteoglossiformes, Osteoglossidae. Gene Ontology annotation, biological process: membrane protein ectodomain proteolysis; Notch signaling pathway. Bases 113 to 2392 code for a protein of 759 amino acids.
GGCAGGGGAGGUAAGGGGGGGGGGGUUCUGCCAUAAACACAGGGCGACUGCGCCUUUAAGGGCUGGGAAGCGAGACAAUAAACCGCUCGCGCGCGGCGUCAAUGCACUAACGAUGAAUUUAAUCGGUAUGCUCCUGGUGAAGCUCGUGUUUUGGCUGUGCUGCGCGGGAUUCGGCAGAGGCGACUAUGGGAACCCCCUGAACAAGUACAUCCGUCACUAUGAAGGCCUGUCCUACGACACGGACCUGCUGCACAGCAAGCACCAACGGGCGAAGAGGGCUGUGUCCACCGAGGACAGCUUCGUCCACCUUGAGUUCCACGCACAUGGAAGACAUUUCAACCUCAGAAUGAGGAGGGACACCAACCUCUUUGCCAAGGACUUCCAGCUAGACAUGACAGGAGAGGACCCACACUAUGACACAUCCCACAUCUACACCGGGCAGCUCUACGGUGAACAGGGCACCUUAAGCCAUGGGUCCAUUGUGGAUGGAAAGUUUGAGGGCUUCAUCCAGACCCACCAUGGCACCUACUAUGUGGAGCCUUCUGAGAGGUACCUGAAGGGCCGUGACGUUCCCUUCCAUUCCGUCAUAUACCACGAGAAAGACAUUGAUUACCCGCACAAAUAUGGGCCGCAGGGCGGCUGUGCCAACCCCGCUGUGUUCGAGAGGAUGAAGAAGUACCAAGCCUCUGCAGUGGAGGAGCCUGCAAAGGAGACGGGCCAGGAGCUGGAACAGGACACGUCUGAGGAGCUCCAGCUCUUGAGGAAGCGGCGAGCAGCUCAGGUGGAGAAGAAUACCUGCCAGCUCUUCAUCCAGACUGACCACCUCUUCUACAAAUACUACGGUUCCAGAGAAGCGGUGAUUGCUCAGAUAUCUAGCCAUGUGAAGGCCAUUGAUUCCAUUUACCAAAGCACUGACUUUCAAGGUAUUCGCAACAUCAGCUUCAUGGUGAAGAGGAUUCGGAUCAACACCACAAGUGACGAGCGAGACCGGACCAAUCCCUUCCGCUUUGCCAACAUUGGGGUGGAGAAGUUCCUGGAACUGAACUCUGAGCAAAAUCAUGAUGACUACUGCCUGGCCUAUGUCUUCACGGAUCGGGACUUCGACGAUGGGGUGUUAGGCCUUGCUUGGGUGGGAGCCCCUGCAGGUAGUUCAGGAGGUAUCUGUGAGAAGAGCAAGCUUUAUUCAGAUGGAAAGAAGAAGUCCCUGAACACUGGCAUCAUCACAGUGCAGAACUAUGCCUCCCAUGUCCCACCAAAGGUCUCCCACAUCACAUUUGCUCAUGAGGUUGGACAUAACUUCGGUUCCCCGCAUGAUUCUGGAACAGAGUGUACCCCAGGAGAGUCAAAGGUCCAGGACCUGAAGGAGAAGGGGAACUACAUCAUGUACGCUAGGGCCACAUCUGGGGACAAGCUCAAUAACAACAAGUUCUCCAUCUGCAGUGUCCGCAACAUCAGCCAGGUGCUGGAGAAGAAGAGGGGCAGCUGCUUCGUGGAGUCUGGCCAGCCCAUAUGUGGCAACGGGCUAGUGGAGGCAGGUGAGCAGUGUGACUGUGGCUACAGUGACCAGUGCAAGGACCAGUGCUGCUAUGAUGCCAACCAACCAGAUGGACUGAAGUGCAAGUUGAGGCCCAACAAAGUAUGCAGCCCCAGCCAGGGCCCCUGCUGCACGGCUGAGUGCACAUACAGGAGCCGCAGCGAGAAGUGUCGGGAUGAGUCUGACUGUGCUCACCAGGGCAUGUGCAGCGGGUCCUCAGCACAUUGCCCUGCCUCUGAGCCCAAGGCCAACUUCACCGAAUGCCAUGGAUACACACAAGUCUGCCUCAAUGGGGGAUGCUCUGGUUCCAUCUGUGAGAAGUACGGCUUGGAGGUGUGCACCUGUGCCAGUGUGGACGGCAAAGAUGAGACCGAGCUGUGCCACGUCUGCUGCAUGGAGAGGAUGAAACCCAACACAUGUAGCAGCACUGGCUCUGAGCGCUGGGCGCGCUUUUUCAGCAAGAAGAUCAUCACUCUCCAGCCAGGCUCACCCUGCAAUGACUUCCGUGGUUACUGUGAUGUUUUCAUGAAGUGCCGCUUGGUGGAUGCCGAUGGUCCUCUGGCCAGGCUGAAGAAAGCCAUCUUCAAUCCAGAGCUCUAUGAGAACAUUGCUGAGUGGAUUGUUGCACACUGGUGGGCAGUGCUGUUAAUGGGCAUUGCUCUUAUCAUGCUGAUGGCUGGCUUCAUUAAGAUAUGCAGCGUCCACACCCCCAGCAGCAAUCCCAAGCUGCCCCCACCCAAACCCCUCCCAGGCACGCUGAAGAGGAGAAGGCCCCAGCACACGCAGCCACAGCCGCAGCCACAGCGCCACCACCGCCAGCCCAGAGAGAACUACCAGAUGGGCCAGAUGAGGCGCUGAGGCGGGUUGCCCUUUGCCUUGGUUCUUCCUAGUGCCUACAGCGGGAAAACUUCACUCCAAAGAGUUACUUGUUCCAGUUAGUCAUCACCACCAACCUAAAUCCCCCAACUCCACUUUCCAUCCACAAGCUAAAAACAGGCAAAGCGAAACCAAUUCCUUGUGAACACAAUGAUGGUGAAAAGGACACACACUCAGACUCCACACACAUGCUCUUGGAGACCAGCGAGGCUGACAUCACACAGCUUUUUUCCUUUAGAAACUUCUCUUUUCCAAAAUUAACUCUUGUCUCCUCACUUUUUUAUUUUUUAAAUGGAGUGCACCUGGAGUCUGGAGUGACGUAGUCUUUGUAGGUUCCCGUCUUUUGUGUUUUGGAGUUUAAUUUCAAUUUUUUUUGAAGUAAUGCCCUCCUGUGCUGAUGACAAUAUUUCCAGGUGACAGAAUUUUUUUUUUUAUUAUUAUUACUGCUGACGAUCGAGGCUUGGAAGCGGAGACAACCGCAAACCAGAGGGGACUCGACAGUCAGUGUAAUUAAGUUUAAAACCAACAAACACAAAACCCAGGCUUUUUAUUCCUUCUUCAGACGCCCACUGAUCCUCUGAGUGCAAUUGUACAGAUUCGCAAUAUGAACGUUUUUUUCCUCAUUGUAUCAUAAGACUAAACUAUUUUUCUCUGCUGUUUGAUGAAGAUGAUUAAUUGUUUAAACUGACACUCUCAGGAUUAGAAAACAAGUGAAGAAAAGAUAAGGUCAGCAUGGAGGAAGAGGGGUGAGCAGAGAUCUAAGUCCAUAUAGUGAGUGCAAAAUAAUGGGGAGAAUCUGACAUUGUAUGUCACAUACUGCAAAUACCAGGAUGUGAAUUGCUCAGCGUCUGGAAUAAACGUAGUAAAAAUAGAUUGAGCCUUUCUACGAUAGGGGACAGCUGUGAUUGAAAGGUUCAGCUGAACCUUUGUUUCCAAGGGCUUGGCGACUUCUAUCUUUUAAAGCUGUUAAGGUACUUGGUGUGGUGGUUUGAAAUGGUUUUUGAAGAAGCAGAUUGUAAGGCCUAGUAUUCCCCAGGCAAAGACAAUGAUUUUACUUUAUUGGAUGUGUUCAUUUCUUUUCGCAUCUUUUUUGACAACAAGAGUAUCAACAAAUGAACAACUGCUGCAUAAAUCACAAUUGUGUCUGUUUAUGUCAUUGUUACAGUUGAAUGGACAAUGAGUAUGCGAGAGGUACAAAUCAUGGCAGCGAAAAAGUAUAGCUAAACGGGGAGGGAGGAUAUGGUGGGUGUCAUAUCAGCGACUGAACCAGAAAGUGUCAUGUGGUGCCCACGAUUAUCCAGAUGGAAGGCGUUUCUCUGAAGGGACAUGGGGAAUCAGUUGAGCUCAUUGUGAAACUAGAGCAGCUGAAUAGAUUUUUUUUAAGCAGCAGCAGUGGUUUAAAGCCUGUCAAAGCCUCCUUUCACGGUAGCCUACCAUAUCUACUCUUACGUAUGUCCUGACGUGAUCUUUGGAGCUGCCACUUUUUUUUUUUUGCGUGUGUAUGCAUAGGCAGUGUAAGGACUGAACCCAGCAUUGUUGCUCUCUUUGCCUUUGUCCGAAGGCAGAGCUCAGAAUGUGUUCAGGCAAUAUUUGUACAGAGUGGAAAUUGUGACAAAGUAGCUAAACAGAUUUGGUAUUCCCGUUCACAUUCAUAGUCUUGCACUAACUCUUCCAUCUGAGGGACUGUUUCAACACUUUAUUCACUGAUGUACACCAUUUCAGUUAAUUACCGCAUUACAAAACAUGCAUUGCAUUAGAAAAAAUAACAAAGGGAGAGCUGGGAUUUUCAAAAAAAACUGAUGGUGUGCCUAAGCAGAAUGACAAAAGAUCUUUGCCCUGCCACAAUUUUGGUUUUCCAUGGCGAUGUUAUUUUCUAGCUGAACGGAACCUGCAAGUCACCAAAUGCAGGUUAACACAAUGACUUAGUGUUGUUUUAUUACUUACAAUGGACACAGUCUUAGAUUUGAGAAAAUGUAUUCCUCAAAGGGUAUCGUUGUUGGUUUUUUGUCUUCCCUCAUUGUAUACAUAAAAGGUCAAUUUGAAUGUACCAUCAAAAGGACAAGUGUACCAUCAUCAAAUGUCAUAUUUUUUCUUUACCCCCACUGAGUGUGUAUCACACAGCAUGUUAGUCUGGGGGAAAUCCUCCUGAGUUACUGAGAAUAAACAUAGACUACUUAGAUUUUUUUUUUUAACAACUAAAUGAGAGAUGAAAACAAUUAUUUCUAACAUGUCUUUCUUUGGGGAAAAUGUAUUUAAUUUUUUUAGAUGUGGUGAUGUACUGCAAGAAUUCAAUACUGGACUUGUGGCUGUGACUUGAGGAGUUUGUAAGGAAGACAAGUGUUGGGGAGCGAUGUCAAGGUCAAGCAGGCCAAUCCUUCUGGCUCAAUCACCUGAUCAGUUUUACUUUUGAAUUUGUACAAUACAUGGAGAAUUUAUCUUUCUCCUGGAGACAGAAGAGAUGUUUUAUAUAAGUUUGUUUGGUUGGAUUCCUGAGAGAACUGGCCAAAUUCUUUUAGGGUAACAACAAAAUGUAACACAUCCUCAAUUGGUUCAAAUUUGAUUAUUUUAUUGUGCAAUUUUGGCAUGGUGGUUGUUCCUGGAGAAUAAAAGUAUUUUCUUCACCUUUGUCAAGACGUGGUAGGCUUAAAAUAUUUUCUCAAUGUGUUUGUUAUUCUGUGGUAUGAUCUGGGACAGUGAGGUGGUGAGAAAGCCCAGAUUUUUUCCUCAAGUAAGUCAGUAAGUGAGAAAAAAGUGCACUGAAAUGUCCAAUAUGAGUUGAAAUGUGGUAUCUGAUGUAAGCUGAAAAAUGACAUGAAAAGGUCCAGUACUACUGUCUGAUUUUAAUGUCCGCUGUGUUUUAUACAGUAUCUAUAAUUUCUUUUUGUUCACUUUGAAAGUUUUUACUAAAAAAAAAAUUGCAGAGUAUUGU